AUGCCGCUUGUAAAGAUCGACGUGAUCAAGAACGUCCGUACGCUGGGAGAGAUCCAGCAUCUAGCAGACGUGAUUCAAACAGUAUUGUUGAAUACGUUCGCAGCUCCUCCUCGAGACCGAUACCAAAUUAUAACCCAACAUGAACCCUAUGAGAUGAUCUUCGAAGAUACUGGGCUGUCCAUUCCACGUACCGAAAAGCUGGUUCUCAUCCAGAUUUUCCAGCAGGGAAGAAGCACGGAGCAGAAACAAGCUUUCUAUGCGGCAUUGGCUGAGCGACUGGGAAAAGAGUGCUGCGUUCCAAAGACGGACUUGGUAGUCACUGUUUCCGCAAACACGAAAGAUGAUUGGAGUUUUGGGCUCGGGAGAGCGCAGUUCGUGACUGGAGACUUGUAG
Molecule: messenger RNA, 393 nt
Organism: Aureobasidium namibiae CBS 147.97
Lineage: Eukaryota; Fungi; Ascomycota; Dothideomycetes; Dothideales; Saccotheciaceae
Product: 4-oxalocrotonate tautomerase
Exons: 2
Coding region: 1-393 (130 amino acids)
Source: RefSeq, a predicted model, not a curated record